AUGGACACAGUAAACGAUUACAAAAUAAAUCCAGGUUUCAAAAUAGGUAACUUUAAUCCAAAUAAAAAUACAAAUAAUGAUACAAAUACUCAUACAAAUACCAAUACCAAUACCAAUACCCAUACCACCCCUAGAACUAUGGAAAAGAAUUUACAAAAACUAUUAGACCCUAACAGAGAAACGCCUGAGCCUAUUAAAACAAAUAAUAACAAUAAUGAUACAAACAGAUUCGAUAACAACAACAAUAACAACAAAGUAAAACAAUUCCAUAGAACUUCCCUUGGUGAAUGGGAUUUCAUAGAAACAGUUGGAGCUGGCUCCAUGGGUAAAGUGAAAUUAGCAAGAAAUCGUCAAACAAGAGAAGUAUGUGCAAUCAAAAUAGUAAAUAGAGCGACUAAAAUAUUCCUAACAAAGGAAUCAAAAUUAAUGAGUCAUCCAACAAAUCAUAUAAUAAUGAAUGAAAAGGAUAUUUUAGAUAGACAAAAACGUCUUGAAAAGGAAAUUUCAAGGGAUAGAAGAACAAUAAGAGAGGCCUCAUUGGGUCAAAUCCUAUAUCAUCCUCAUAUUUGUAGAUUGUUUGAAAUGUACACUCUAUCAAACCAUUUCUAUAUGUUGUUUGAAUAUGUCUCAGGUGGGCAAUUGUUAGAUUAUAUUAUUCAACAUGGUUCAUUAAAGGAAUCUCAUGCAAGAAAUUUCGCAAGACAAAUUCUAAGUGCUUUAAAAUAUUUACAUGCAAAUAAUAUAGUUCAUAGAGAUUUGAAAAUUGAAAAUAUUAUGAUCUCUUCAAAUGGUAAUAUCAAAAUAAUAGAUUUCGGAUUAUCAAAUUUAUACGAUAAGAGUAAAAAAUUGAAAACUUAUUGUGGUUCAUUAUAUUUCGCUGCUCCAGAAUUAUUAAGAGCAAAUCCAUAUAUUGGCCCUGAAAUUGACGUAUGGUCAUUCGGUGUAGUACUUUAUGUCCUUGUGUGUGGGAAAGUUCCAUUCGAUGAUGAAAAUUCAAACGUUUUACAUGAAAAGAUUAAACAAGGAAGAGUUUUUUAUCCUCAAUUCUUAUCCAUUGAAGUCAUUUCAUUAUUAUCAACAAUGCUAGUGGUUGAUCCAUUCAAAAGAGCAACGUUGGAUCAAGUUAUGAAACAUCAUUGGAUGGUUAAAGAUUAUGAUUCCAUUCCAGAUGCACAUUUGCCUAAAAGGGUCCCAUUGACAAGUGAAUCUAUAGAUAUGAAAGUUAUAAAAGAAAUGAAACAUUUAGAAUUCAUUGAAGAUAUUGAACAAACUGAAAAAAAAUUAUUGAAAUUGAUUUCUCAAGAAAGAUAUCAACGAUUAAGAAAUGAAUAUUGGCAUUUGAAAAAACUACCUUGUUAUAAUGAAAAGGAAUUUAAAGAUCCGACAUUAGCUUAUCAUCCAUUGCUUUCAAUCUAUUAUUUAACUGAUGAAAUGUUGAAAAGGAAAAAUCCUAUUUCCCCACAAGAAACUAACGAAGAGAAGAGUACCCACUCUAUUUCCAAAUCUACUGAGGAAGCAGUAGCGAAGGAAUCUAUUAAAGAACAAACAGAUAUCCCAGUUAUAUAUCCAUCUGAUUUAAUUCAAGAUCAAUUGCAAAAGACUCAUAUAGAAACAUCUAAGUCAAAUGAAGAUGAUCAAAUACCACCUCCUAUUCCUGCUUUAGCUGACACUACCCCUGUUCCUCCUACUCCUGUAUCGCAGCAAGAACCAUUAAAAAUUAAGAUACCAACAAUACUUCCAGUUCCAGAAAAGAUUCAUACAUCUCCAUUAAAAGAUCAAAAUCAAAAUCAAAAUCAAAAUCAAAAUCAAGACCAGAUAAGUUUUACAUUAUCUCCAAAAGCACAAAAAGUGGAAUCGUUAGAACCACGAACACCUACAGAUAAAAUCCAACACGUUCAAACAUCUCCUGUAAUUGAACCUGCUGAUAAAAGUACAUUCGGAACAUUAAUUAGAAGGUUAUCUCAAAGAAGAGCAAGUAAAACACAGGGACAACAAGGGCAACAGUCUCAGCAAUCGCAACCCCCACAGAAACAAACAACAAUUCAAGAUGUUCCAAUGAUGAAAAAGACUCAUAUGAGAGCAAUCUCAGAUUUUACACAACCAAUCUCAAAAGUUUUAACAAGUCCAUCAACUUCAUCUACAACUUCAUCAUCAAAUGAAAAAGAAAAAGAUACUCUAUUUAAGAAUAAUUUUUUAGCUAAUUUUGGUAUAACUAAAUCAAAAGACAACAAAUACGGAAAUAGUAAUAAAUUACCUUCAUUACCCCAAAAUGCAGCAGAUUUACUUACUUUGGAAAGUACUAAAAGCAAGAAUAAAAAAACUACACAAUCUAUGAAAACUGCACCAUCACCAAUAGCUAAUGAACAACAACCACAACAACAACAACAAGAAAAUAAUAAUCAUCAUCAUUAUCAAAUACAACAACUAUUUGCACCUGAAGAAACAUCCAAACAACAACAGCAGAGUCGAUUUGGUAGAACACACAGGACUAGAUCAGUAGGUCAUGCAAGAAGAGAAUCAUUGAAAUUUAAAAGACCAUCCGUAACAAGUUCAAACAACAAUAACGAUGAUACGGACGAAGAAAAUAAUAAUAAUAAUAAUACUGACAAAGGAAAUUCUAACAAAACUUUUCGCAGGAAUAGACAAAACGAAAAUGAUACUGGAUUUUUACAAAACAGUGAUGAUAAUGAUGAUGAUGAUGAUAACGAGUAUGGUUAUGAAAACGAUAAUAAUUCAAGAAGUACAAACGAAGCAAAAGAUAAGGAGGAAAAUGAAAUGAAACUGUUGACUGAUGCUGAAAUUUUACGAGAGGCAUCUAAAGCUCCAGCUGGUUCAAUGCUAUCGAUUGAUUAUCCAAGAUCAUUAUUUUUGAAAGGAUUCUUUUCUGUUCAAACAACAUCAUCAAAACCACUUCCAAUUGUACGUUAUAAAAUUAUUCAUGUUCUGAAAAAGUAUCAUAUUCAAUUUAAAGAAGUUAAGGGGGGAUUCAUUUGUAUAGCAAGAUCACAUCAUGCUAAUUUCGAUACAUUGAGUGAUAACGAUGGAGAUUCAACAAUGACAACAAACCAUCACUUGAGAACAUAUUUCCCUGGAGCUGACAGUUAUUCAUUAUCACAACGUAGAAGAAAUUCAAUAAAUAAAUCAUUAUCAAGUCGUACUACUACUGCUACUGCUACAAGUAAUGAUUCUAAGCUAUCACCGACUGCAGACAAUACGUAUAAUGAAAAUAAAAGUAUACACAAUAACAACGAUAAUGCCAACAUUACUAUCGCUCCUCCUCAUAAUGAUUCUGUUGUAAUCUCACCACUUGAACAAUCAUUGAAUGGUCCGGAAAAUAAAUCAUUAAGUUCAUUGACUCAUACUUUUGAAGAAAAUAAAUUUGAUCAAAAUAAUCCAAUAAUUAAAUUUGAAAUUCAUAUCGUUAAAGUUCGUAUCGUUGGUUUGGCAGGUGUUCAUUUUAAGAAAGUAUCUGGUAACACUUGGUGGUAUAAAGAAAUUGCCUCUAAAAUCUUAAAUGACUUGAAUUUAUAA
Naumovozyma dairenensis CBS 421 is the source of this 3531-nucleotide messenger RNA. RefSeq names its product serine/threonine protein kinase KIN1 (gene KIN1). The transcript has a single exon. Gene Ontology annotation, molecular function: tau-protein kinase activity; ATP binding; protein serine/threonine kinase activity. Gene Ontology annotation, biological process: intracellular signal transduction; protein phosphorylation; microtubule cytoskeleton organization. Bases 1 to 3531 code for a protein of 1176 amino acids. Lineage: Eukaryota; Fungi; Ascomycota; Saccharomycetes; Saccharomycetales; Saccharomycetaceae. The record is from RefSeq and is a predicted model, not a curated record. Gene Ontology annotation, cellular component: cytoplasm.